Magallana angulata is the source of this 2975-nucleotide messenger RNA. Its product is annotated as tripartite motif-containing protein 55-like. Gene Ontology annotation, molecular function: zinc ion binding. The transcript has 2 exons. The coding region runs from base 136 to 2133 and encodes 665 amino acids. NCBI's taxonomy places the organism in Eukaryota, Metazoa, Mollusca, Bivalvia, Ostreida, Ostreidae. The record is from RefSeq and is a predicted model, not a curated record.
GACCAAAGCGGGGCAACUCUGUAGGGAAGAAAUAUAGUCGUGUUGCGACAGGAUUCAAAAUGGCAGUUUUUAAAUCCUGGACAAUAAUAAAUGAGAAUUUUAUAAUGGACGUGUAGAGAGAUUGUACGUUGAACGAUGGAAGACUCGCUCCUCCAAACUACAACUGAACACAUCACGUGCACAAUAUGUCUGGAAGUGUUCGAAGAACCCAAGGCGCUGCCAUGUUUACACACAUUCUGUAAGAAGUGUAUCCACAGUCAUAUAACGCGUAACGUCGCCAGUCACACGUACCCUAAAGGAUUCCGGUGUCCAAUAUGCCGGGUAUUUGUGCCUGCUAUAAUAGGAAAGCAAAAUUCUCCACAAACCUGGGCCAGCUAUUUACAGGGGAAUCACGUGAUAGCUAGUCUGGUGGAUGCAUUCCAGACACCAAGGGAUCAACGAAACGUAAAGUGUUGUCAAGAACAUCCUCACAAAGAGCUUGAAAUCUACUGCUUUGACCACAAAGUCUACCUCUGCUGUAUUUGUUCUUUGAAGCAUAGACAAUGUACAGAUGUACAGACCAAAGAGGAUGCCAUGGAACGCCUGGAGUCUUUGAGUGCUCUGACGAUCAGCAAAGACACUGCAGAGAAUAUGCUGAAGGAAAUGUACGAACAAUGCAACGACAUAGAAAAACAAAUAGCAGCAAGAAAAAGUAGAGUUCUUGGUAUGGAAGAAAAGGAGGUUAAGGCGAAACAGAUCAUAUCUCAACUAAAAGAGGAAAUGAUUGAGCGAAUUCAACAAGCAGAAGUAUGCACCAUUGCAAAGCUUAGCGCGAAGAAAGAGAAAGAAAUCCAAAAAACCGAGAGAGACAUUAAGAAGUACGAGAGAUUCCUGAGUAAUACUAAAGACAGCAUCAGACUUCUCCAGUCUGCAAGUGACGGACAAAAGAAAGAAGAACUGGAUGAGGCAGUGCAGGUAGCGUCUUACACCAAACAAAACUGCCUCAAAAAGCUAGUCUCCAUGAACAAAAAACUUGACAAGGUUACUUUCGAAUUUAAACCAACCAAAGCUGUCAUCGAUUUUCUCUCAAACUUUGAAUUCAUUGGAGGCAUAGAUACGACUCAGGACGAAUCCGACGACGCCGAAAACUACGCGUCGUUAGGAAGUGGUAAUUUCUCUGACGACGAGAGACCCCCUGUCUUUCACAGAGCCCAUUCUUGCGCCGAGAUACCGAUGACGCCCUACUCUCGACAGAGGCCGGUGCCUGCCAGGCGACAGCGACGUGUUGCCUCAGCCUCGUCCCUGGAUACGGAAAACACCACGCCCAGUUUAGCGCCAAAUCAAAUGCAAACUUAUGCAGAAAUACUCGUAAACUCCAGCAAGAUAAAACCAAGUUGGAUAACGGGGUUGAGCGUCUUUCCUGAUGGGAAAAUUCUUCUAGCAGACUACCAUAACUCUAGAAUGGUGUUGUAUAGUUCAGACUACGACCAGCUGUCAGAAAUCCUAGUCCAAACCGCGCCAUAUGACGUCACUGUUAUAGAUGAUAGUAGUUUCAUGAUUACGCGUCCUGAAUUUGCACAGAGCGUCGUCAGUGGAAGCGUUGUUGAUGGUCGUCUGCGUCUUGGCGCCAGUUUAAAAACUUCGUUCCAAGCACGCUGUUUAAACUUUAACGAAGGAUAUCUCGCCGUUUGUUCAAGCUCCAUUGUAGAAAUAUUGGAAAAGGAUCAGGAGUUUUGGACGGAGAAAAAUUCUCAUUCGUUUGUGAGAUCAAAGUUCACAUACGUAGCUGUAGAUGGCCAAAGAAAGAAUAUAUUUUUGACGGACCAGAAGUAUCCGGAACCACAGCUGAUCUGCCUGUCUUUCUCCGGUGAAGUAAUCUGGAGAUUUGUCCAUCCAGACUUGAACUUUCCUACAGGUGUCGCUUUCAGUGACACGCGGGUUUUUGUGGCAUCCUGGGAUAGAUGUGCCGUCUUGGAGCUGGGUUUGGAGGGAGAUUACCACGGGGUUAUAUUCAGGGAUAUUCGGUAUCCAUGGACUAUAGCUGUAGGCUCCGACCACAACAAGUUGGUGGUCUCUCAGCACAAAAACACUCUUCCAGAUGAGAUAAAAAGAUCUGUCAAACUUCUUCAGUUUGAAUGCGAACCUGAAAUGUGAUUUUUGUUGGUAAUUUUUUUCUUUUAUCGAAAAUUGUUUAGAAGUAAAGUCAAUAUAUAUAUUUAUUUAACACAAUUGAUGAGAUGUAAGAAUUUGAUUUUGUAGAUUUGCGUACUAUACAUGCAAGUAUAAUCGUAUUGUACUAUUCCCUUCACUAUAUAUGGACCUCGUCAUACAUGUUUGAUCUGUCCAAAACUCCGAACUCAACCCAAUCUGAUUAAAAGCAACAGUUAUGUACAUGUAUGAAACAAACCAAGAAAAUCCCCCGUUAAACAACGGACAUCAACAUGGCCGAAAUAAUGCCGUGAGGCAGUCAGACAGGAUUUUUUUUUUUUGCAGAUGCUUUAAUAUAAUAUGACAUACACAUGACAUUAACCAUAGUACCUUUGAAAUGGUCUUCAUUGCCAAAUUUUAAUGUACAUGUAUGUAUCAGACUUUAGAGGUCUCGGAAUUUUGUGCAAGUGUUAAACAUUGAAAAAGUCAAUGUCAUGUUACCCUAACCUCGUGAGAUGAUCUUGUAAACAACACUAGUCAUGUUGGAAAAUUCUUAAACUUCGUAAACACAUAUACAGGGUAUUACUGACAUUUUAAAGAUACCAUGUACUAAGUAUAUACUUCUUUUAUACACUGCAGAAUUAGAUAAGGUUUGUGUUGCUUCUUGUAGUAAGAAAUUGAAUGUUUUGGUGUCCGUAAAUAUUGCAACUUAGGCUAUACUACAUUUACUGGAAAUACAAUUAUAAAGGGGUAUGAUAUAUAUAUGAAUAACAUUACAUUAUAUCUAUUAAUAUGGUUAUCAUGUGCUUAAAGGUUGAUGAGAAUAUAAUAAAUGGUUGCUAACUCUA